CAUCCCAGAGAGCAGCUGUGGUUGGGGUGGGGCUCAGAAGUGGGGCUGCUGUCUCUCCCAGGCCAGACCCCUCCCUGGGUGCCCUGGGCUCUCAGGCUCCCAGGGUUGGGGGCUGGAGUUUGUGCCCCACUCCUGGCCUUGACCUGCUGACCACCAGGGAGUCCUGGCCGUGACCCCCCAUCUGGGGUCGUGAGGAGGCUGUGGGUGCCCGAGGACACCAGGCCAUGCCCCCACCCCCGCACCCCGCAUGUGGGCCCCAAUGCCCGCUCCACUGCCCGCAGAUCCCGCAAUGUUUCCCAGGCAACUGUCUCAAUACAGCCUGUCUGCCUGGCACUCCCGCACCCCGUAAAUGCCACUGUGCCUGGCUCCCAGCAGGCUUGCCCGCUUGGCACCCACAGGCCGGCAGGUGUGGCAGAGCACAGCCCGCUGCCCGGCAGCGUCAGCAGGCUGCUCUGGCGGAGGAGGCAGCCCAGGCCUCUUGGCCGUCCUCACUGGCGAGCGGGCACUGCCAGGGCACCCUGCGUGGGUGCCGUGCCGGUUUGCCACAUGGUGCGGGGUGGAGGCAGCCAAGGUGGCCUGAUGGCAGAACCAACCGCAGGAAAUCAAAAGGGGGUGUGGGGAAGCGAGUGGGGCUCAGACAACCCCAGUCUGGCCGAAAGGUUUUGCCCAGCUCGGUGGCUGACCGCCCUGCCAUGGCAUCCCAGGCUGGCUGGGAGCUCCGGCUGAGACCCUGGGGGUCCCCGGGGACCAUUCUGCCUGCAGCAGCCCCCCGAUCCCUCCGGGCAGCACCCGUGCUGCAUCUCCACUUGCUCAGGCGUGUGGGGUCUGUGUUCCAGCAGAUGGGGCCCCAGGGUGGGGUCCCCAGCGUGGGGAGAGACCCUGGCACAGGCGGGCACUCAGGAAACGUUUGGGGGCGGGGCGGACGGGGCGGGGUCCGUAUCGGGGGCGGGGCUGGAGGGGCGGGGUCCGUCUCGGGGGGCGGGGUCCGUCUCGGGGGCGGGGCUGGCCGCGCGGGGUCGCUUCCGCCAGACGCGCCGGGGCUGAUGGCGGCGACGCGGGAACCGCGGCUGAGGCUGAGCCGCCGGAGGCCGCCCUCAGACGGCGGGCCCCAGGGCGGCUGCCCCUGGCUUCUCCGGGGGGGCGGCAGCGAGAGCGAGCGGCUCUGGGCCGAGCUGCUGCGCACGGUGAGCCCGGACCUGACGCUGGACGCCGAGCCGCCGCCGCUGCCGGCCCGCCCCGGCCAGGAGUCCCAGGACAGCCCGGAGCGCGCGGCGACCCCCGAGGUGUUCACGGUCGGACCCAAGACCUUUUCCUGGACGCCCUUUCCGCCGGCCCCCGGGGGCCCCAGCCGCUCCUACUGGCCUGAUCGCGGGGCAGGAGGAGGAUGCCCGGAGUCCCCCACCAGGUCCCCCCAAGUACGCCCCGCACCCGAACCCUGUGGGACUCCCAGCGCAGAGGAGCAGCCGGCAGUGGAGGGGGCACUGGCCCUGCAGAGCUGCCCGAUGUGCCAGCAGGAGUUCGCCCCUGGGCUGACCCAGCUGGACGUCGACAGCCACCUCGCUCAGUGCCUGGCAGAAAGCGCCGAAGACAUGGCGUGGUGAGCGCCGGGGUGGCCAGAGCCGCCCUGACACGCUGGGCGGCCUCGCUCCCCGCCAACUCCCGCUCCCAGAUGUGCUCAUCAGCACGGGCCGGUCCUGUCUCUCUUCGUGUUGACACUGAAACGUUGGCUUCCUGUGCUUUUCUGAUGUUUGUGUUAGGGCUGAUUUGUCGCAGUAAGAUCAGAAAAUUAACGGCGCAGUCGCAGGCGGGUGAGUUGAAACCCAUCCGUGCCACAGACGCGGUGGGUCCCGCCAGCGGACGGGCAGACGGGCCUGGGGCCGCGCGUCUUCCUGACCGGGAGGACAGUUGUGCGUGGGUCACGUCUCACCACUGUUUUAAUUCCGGAAGUGAACUGGUUCACCGUGCAGCUGCGCAUACUUGCCGGGAGGUGAGGACGCUGUCACUGUGCCGUGGGCGUGUCUGUGCCCCCAAGUUCGCGUGCUGAAGUCCUCACCCCAAGGCGAUGGUGUUGGGGGGGCCUUGGGACAGAUCAGGUCCUGGGGGUGGAAACUCACGAUGGGGUCGGAGGGCUCUCUCCCCUGUCCACUCAGAGGACACCGCAAGCAGGCGCCGUCCCCGGCCAGACGUGUCCCCACCAGAACCGUGAGAGGCGAGCCCCGUCCUCAGCAGCGUGUGUUAGCACCGAGCUGACUCAGAUGCCAUCUGGGGCUCUGGGACUCAGGUGCAGCCUGUCCUCAGACAGGGCGUCCCGGUGGGGGGGGUGGCACCGGCCGUGGCGCCUGUUCCGUCGGGGCUGGCAGUGUGGGUGCAGAGUGAGCAAGGGCGCAUCUUCAGGCGGUUCCUGCCCAUGCUGGUCCCCGCGGGUCCUGCAGAGCCAGGCUUGGGGCCGGCUGGGUGCCCAUCCCUGGGUUCCUGUCACCAGCGUCUGCCAGAGCAGCAGCCGGGGAGGCAGGCCCGAUGUGCAAGCCCAGGGCUGACACCCAAAUCCCCGUUCUCCUGUCCGAUGUGGCUUCACGUAGCCGUGGAGACAGGAGGAGCCUCCGUGCACGCUGCUGAGUGAAGGCAGCCAGCCUGGGAAGGCCACACGCCGCGUGAUUCCAACCGCGUCGUUCUGGAAAAGGCAAAGUGCGGGGGCAGCAAAGAUCUGGAGCUGCAGCGCGGUGGGGGGGCUGCGCGUGGGGGCAUCGUCAGGACAGUGAAGCUCCCGGGUGAGCAGCGGUGGUAGAUCCGCAUCCAAAUCCACAGUACCCAUCACUGAGUGAAGCCUGAUGUGAACUGUGGUCUUGGUGACCAUGUGGGGUCACCACUGUAAGGGACGCACCCUCGGGCCCGUGGGCUGGGGCGCGGGGAACACGCUGUGCCUUCCACCCAAUUUUGCUGUGAAUCAAAACCGCUCUAAACAAAUUAAAGUCUAUGUAAGAAAA
Molecule: messenger RNA, 2984 nt
Organism: Lemur catta (Ring-tailed lemur)
Lineage: Eukaryota; Metazoa; Chordata; Mammalia; Primates; Lemuridae
Gene: FAAP20
Product: FA core complex associated protein 20
Exons: 7
Coding region: 225-1601 (458 amino acids)
Biological process (GO): DNA damage response
Molecular function (GO): ubiquitin binding; K63-linked polyubiquitin modification-dependent protein binding
Source: RefSeq, a predicted model, not a curated record